Messenger RNA from Exophiala viscosa, 1251 nucleotides. RefSeq lists its product as uncharacterized. The transcript has 3 exons. The record is from RefSeq and is a predicted model, not a curated record. Bases 1 to 1251 code for a protein of 416 amino acids. NCBI's taxonomy places the organism in Eukaryota, Fungi, Ascomycota, Eurotiomycetes, Chaetothyriales, Herpotrichiellaceae.
AUGGUGCAAAGGCUGGUCGAGGCAAUCAGAAAUGAUGACUCGCCUCCAAAUGUGGCCAAAACCCUUCAGAACAACAUUCAAGCCUUGCACGAGAGGGGUGAAUUGGCCAAGAAGGAUAUCAGUGAGACUGAUAUGAUCACAUUGGUCUUGAAAUGUCUCUCGUGCCCACGUCCCCGGACCCGAACGGACAGUACGGCUUCCACAGCACAGUAUGACUUUCUUGGGGAGCCUUCCAGCUCGCACUCAGAGUGGUCUUCUGCAUCUCCGGCUACUCACGAGGACUUCUUCUUCGAUGAGGCAUUCCCCCUCCAACUCCAAAGCAGUAAUUGUGACAUGGCACAAUACUCCACGGAUUCAGCACAUUCUUCUACAGAUAUUGACUCGAUAUUCACAUCAAGUACGUUUGAGUCACAAUUUUCUUUCUCCCCGACAAGCUUAGCCAGCAACACUUCUCCGCCGACAAGCAAUUCUCCCAAAACUUCGAAUUUUGAAAUGCCAGCAUUAUCGUACGAAAAACCGAAUGAAAAGCUUCGCUUCUCAGAAACAAACACGAUGCAAAUCAACGGCACCAGGGGGCAUCGGUCAUUCAUGCGAGGCUCGGAUUGCUCAUUGCGAGCAUUCACAUUGCCCUUGAUAUGUCCUGGUGAUCCGAUCAACGAAAUGGUUAUAAGCUUCCGAGAUGGAGCUCGCGAUCUGCUCAAGUCUGGUGUUUCUUUGGAGUCAGUCAUGGGAUCUGGCCUCACUGAUGUGGAGUUGCUGUUCCGACUGAGGCAACCAGAUGAUGAAUGGAAUGUACCCGGCUGGGCAUGUGAGAUGACGUGGGGUCUCCAAGAUGUUGAUUGGCACGUUCAAUUAGCUGAGGUCUUCAUGAGAGUUCGAUUCAUGAGAUGGUUAAUCCUUCCAAACGAGGAUACCUUUGCUGGCAUCCCGGGUAUCCUGCGACCAACCACAGCACAAAUGCGUUUUCCUCAUUCAGUGGCGAUAGAUUUCCUCCCCAUACCAACGGUUCGGAAUGUCCUGGUCAGGAGGCCACAGGACUGGCACACACCCCUGAUCAGAUCCAAGUACAGCUGCAAUUGGAACGAUGCGCUCGGUCCGGCGAUCGUUACUGAUCCUGUCACCGGACGACGACAUCUAAGCGAACAAUUCGAAAAACAUAUUUGUGUUUAUCAAAACUGGAGUGCUGGCAAAAGCAUCUUGGAGACUUGGCCAGAGUUGUCGGGAGAAAUGAGAUUGGACAAAGCUGCCUAG